Messenger RNA from Castor canadensis (American beaver), 6306 nucleotides. NCBI's taxonomy places the organism in Eukaryota, Metazoa, Chordata, Mammalia, Rodentia, Castoridae. The record is from RefSeq and is a predicted model, not a curated record.
AUGGAUUCUGCAUCUCUUUUACCAACAUUUUUAGAUGUGGAUCUGACAGUAUCACAUAUAGAAUGUCUUCCCAAAGAUAUUUUGGUGAGAUUUCAAGGCAGAAACAACAGUGAAUGUCAGUUUGACUACCACAUAUUGCAGAAAGAAAUUCAGCAUAUUCCAAAAGUGAAAAACAAUGUGGACAUUGAUGAGUUUUGUUUGGUGGAAGAAAGAAUAACUGGAGAAUGGCACAGAGGAAGAGUCAUGGAAAAGAAAAAUGACCUUUAUAUGGUGCUCCUCAUAGAUCGUGGAGAAGAAAUAAGAGUUGAUAGUACUCAUGUUGCCUCAGCCUGUGAUAAUUUAUUUGAGCUACCACCACGGGUUAUAUUUGGUAUUUUUGCCAACAUCCUUCCACUUGGGGAAAAAUGGUCUCCUAAGGCUUUGAAUUAUUUCAAGUCAUUAGUAGGAAUACAACUGAAAGGUUAUGUACAAGCUAUUUUGCCUCUGCACAUGAUUCUUUUUGAGGUGCCAAAAGUUAUAUCUGGGGCUCUUGAAUUACAAUUAGGAAGAUUUAUUGAUGGAGAUUCAUUUCGUCUCAUUGUAGAAAUGUUAAAAGAAUAUCCUAAACAAAUGCCAGAUUUAUUACAACAUAAUAUACCUGAAUUUUCAUUAAGUAAUAAGGAUACUUUACUUGAUAUUCAACAUGUUCUGGAUAAUUUGCAGCCAUCUUUGAUGGUAGGAAGUUUUGAGAGUAUAAAGGUAUCUUCUGCGCUGAGCCCAAGUAAAUUUUAUUGUCAGUUAAUUAAAUGGAUUCCAGAGCUAGAAAACUUGACAGUAUGUAUGAACUUGCAUUAUGAUAUUAUCAGUCAAGAAGCUAGUCCUGCAUGUGACAACUUUGGAUUGCUUUGUGUUGCUAAAAGGAGAAAUGGACAGUGGCACAGAGGAAUUCUUCAGCAGCUCUUGCCCAACAAUCAAGUAAAAAUUUGGUUUAUGGAUUAUGGCAGUACUGAGAAUAUUCCCUCAAUUCAUGUAAAGAAACUAAAGCAGGAUUUUAUUUUAGUACCAUUGUUUUCAUUUCCAUGUUCUUUGACAUAUUUACACAGUCCAGACAGAGAUGCAAGAAAAUUUCAACUGAGUGUAUUUAAGCAAGCAUUAUUAGGACAGAUAGUAUAUGCACACAUUGACUGGUUCAAUAAGGAUGAUCAUUUGUAUUAUGUGACAUUGCAAACUCAAGAAUCUGCAACUAAUUCUAAGUGUCUGCUGAAGACACUCUGUCCGGUGUCUUAUUCAGAAAUCUUCAACACCUUGAGUGAGAAAAAUACUUCUGAUGUAAACAGUUCCACAGUUGAUGGUUUUAUUACAAAUGAUGAACACUCAAUAGAUGGUCUAGUUAAAAAAAGCACUUUAAAAGUAGAUUUUCCUAUUAAAACAGUAGAAAUGGAGAUAGAGGCUGCCUACAUAGCUUUUGUAGCAUACGUAUUAAACCCAUCAAAUUUCUGGGUACAUCUCAGUGAACACCAGAAUGAAUUUCACGAUAUAAUGGAAAAUAUAAACAAAUUUUAUGAUUCAUGUGAAAAUGAAGAACUGAUUCUAAGAAAUCCUGAACCUGGAUUAUUUUGUUGUGCCAGAUAUAGCAAGGACAGAUGUUUUUACAGAGCUGUGGUGACUAAAGUUGAUGGCCAUAAGAUUAAUGUCUAUUUUUUAGAUUAUGGCAAUACUGAUUCCAUACCAUUUUUUGAUGUAAAAGUUUUGCUUCCAGAGUUCUGCGAGUUGCCUGCCUUAGCUGUGUGUUGUUCACUUGCGUAUAUAUUUCCUGUUGAAGAUUUAUGGAUAAAGGCUGCAGUUGAUUAUUUUAAAAAGAUUGUUUUGAAUAAAGCAAUUUUGCUUCAAGUUACAGCAAAAAAAGAUGAUAAGUACAUGGUAAAUAUUCAGAGUAUUGAAGCCUCAGAAAAUAUUGAUGUUGUCUCUCUUAUGUUACAAGCAGGGUAUGCAGACUAUUGGGAAGUAGAACCAGAAUGUUUUCCAAAAUCUGUAAGUGAAUAUUCAGUGUUAAAUUUAAAAUCAAAAAACAAAGUUAAUAUUAAAAAAGUUGUAUCUUCCCUUCUUGAAAGGCCUAAACUUAAAAACUACCAUUUGAAUAAGCUGGAAGAGAAUUGCCCAUCUUUGUACAAGUUCCCAGAUUUAAAAAGUUUUUUCACCAUGUCUGUUGGACCUGAAUCAUCAAGGCCAUUUAAAGAAUAUAUGUUUAAACCAGGAACAAUUCUUGAAGUCAAAUGCUCUUAUUUUUAUGGCCCAGGUGACUUUUCAUGUCAACUCCAAUGUAAGUUAGAAGACUUAAAAUUACUGAUGGAACAAAUUCAGAAUUAUUAUAGCAUUCAUUCUGAUCCUUAUCAGACUGGACAAAUUGCUUGUGUUGCUAAGUAUUCCAAAGAUGGAAAGUGGUAUAGAGGUGCUGUUUUGACUCAAGUAUCAAACAAAGAAGUCGAUAUAAUAUUUGUUGACUAUGGUUACCAAGAAAGAGUUUUAAUUAAAGAUCUUUGUGCUAUUAAUCCACAUUUUCUGUUUUUAGAAGGCCAAGCCUUCAGAUGUUGCCUGACCCAUUUAGUUGAACCCAUUAGUUGCAAAUUACUUGAUUGCACUAGAGAAGCAGCCAGAGACUUUGAAAAUUUCGUUUCUUCCUCUAGAGGGUUGUUGACUUGUAUCAUAUAUGCUUUAGUUCUUAUACAUCCUAAUUGUUUAUGUAAUUUAGUCGAUUUACAAUCAUCAUUUACUGGUACAAAAGAAUUUCAUAUUAAUUGUGGCUCCACACAGUAUAGUGUGUUAUCAAAACCACUCCCAUUUUCAGUGAGUCUUUAUAGUUAUUAUUAUUCUUCCUUUAAUAUAAACAUUGGGAAUGAAGAAGAAGUAUAUAUCUCUCACAUAUAUAGUCCUCAGAAUUUUUAUUGCCAGCUUAGUAGAAAUAAUAAAGAUCUAGAGUUGCUGGAGAAAAAAAUUACAGAGAUGAUUAGUCUCAAAAAUUAUUCAAAAUAUGAUUCUAAUGAAUUGAGGCUCUGUAUCUCUAAAUAUGUAGGGGAUGGUCUUUCAUACAGAGCUUUAGCCCACCCUACAGACUCAUCCUCUGACUUUCUGGUUUAUUUUGUGGACUUUGGAAAUAAGCAAUUAGUACAAGAAAAUAUGUUGAGGGCAAUUUCUGAUCAGUUUCCAGAGUUACUGUUUACACCUAUGCAAGCUAUUCAGUGUUUUUUGUCAGAUCUUAGAGAUAUUUAUAUUCCAGCAGAAAUCAAUAGUUGGUUUGAGGACAAUUUCUUGGGGAAACCAUUAAAAGCAGUAAUAAUAUCCAGAGAAUCAGAUGGCCAACUUGGUGUAGAAUUAUAUGAUGAAUAUCAACAUAUAAAUCAGACAAUUAAAAUGUUGCUUAAUGCUUAUGGAAAAGAGCAUUCUGACCAAGCACAGUGUGUGAAAGGCAGUCAUAAAUUAAGUGAGAAUAAGAGACUUGCUGCUUCCUUUAAAGACAAAAUAGAAAAGAGCUAUCACCAUAAUGCGAUAAAUAAAACUAGUCCAGUAACAUAUUCUGAAAAGAAAGUAGAUCAAUCAGUGCAUCCCAAAACUAUAUUUGCCAGGUUUCUGAAACCAUCAAUUUGUUAUAAAAUUGAGCCUCUGUCAAAAAACAAAGUGAAGAAGUCAUUCAAUGACAGAAUUAAAUAUAAAGGUGUAAAAUUUGUCUCUGGAUCUGCACAUAUUCUUGACGAAUGUAAUGUGGGCCAAAAGUCAGGAAGGAUUGUAUCACAGUCAUUUACCAGAAAUUUAAAUCAGCCCUCACAAGAGCCAUGCAGUUUUAUUAGACCACAAAUUAAAGACCUUCCCCAACUCCAAAUUUACUUGAAUACCCAAGUUAAAGGGUAUGUGUCUAACAUCAGCAGUCCAGCAAGUUUCCAUAUUCAGCUUGCUGAGAAUGAAAACAUAAUCAUUAGACUUGCAGAUGCUCUGAAUGACAAAAUUGCAAGUAGAGUGAAGGGGCCAGGUUCGCUUAACCCUCUGGUGGGAGACCUUGUUGUUGCAGAGUACUCCAGCGACAGUGCAAUUUACAGAGCAGUUAUUAAAAAAAUUUUGCCAGAUAAUUCUUUCGAAGUGGAAUUUUUUGACUAUGGAAAUACGGCAAUAGUCAACAUGUCUAAAAUUUAUGAACUUAAGAGAGAAUUCUUAAGUAUCCCUCAGCUAGGAAUCCAUUCUUUUCUUAGUGGAGUGAAGUGGAAUAAACCUGAUGAAAUAUGGGACAGUAAAACUGUGGAUUAUUUUGCCUCAAGAGUAAGUAAUAAAAUAGUUUUUUGUGAAUUUUUGAAAAAGCAUGACCACAAAUGGGAGGUAAAUAUACUUUCUGAUGGAAAAUGUGUCACCAAUGAACUACUGAAAUGGACAGCUUGUUCAAAACUACAGAACACGGUAUUGCAAAUUCCUCAGGUUGUCUCCCCAAAAGGACAAUCCAAUGAAUAUGGAAGUUCUGUGAUCCUUCAACCAUCUUCCCAAGCACUGGUUAAAAUUCCUCUUGAAAUGUUAAAGCCUGGUCAACUUGAAAAAGCUGAAAUACUUUGUGUUUCAAAGAAUGGAAGAUUUUAUGUGAAAUUAUUCAAAAAUAAUAAAAUCUUAUCAGAUUUAGCAGUAUUAAUUACUAAAGAAGAAAAAAGUUCUUCUUUCUUAUCAAUGGAAAAUAUUGAGAAAGGCUCAGAAUGCUUGGCAAAAUCUAAUCAAACUCUCCAGUGGUACCGAUCAAAAGUAGAAAAAAAGUGUUUCGAUGAGAAAGUGCUUGUUUUUUUAGUAGAUCAUGGUAGGUAUGAAAUAGUGCCUGUCAGAAAUACCAAGGUACUUCGUAAUGAAAUCAGAAAUAUUCCAAGGCAAGCUGUGCCUUGUAAAUGGAUUUGGUUUGAAAAUUCUAGGAAAAUGUCAUUUCAGUUCAUCGUGUACUUAUUUGCUCACUUGGAAAUAGACAUCCUUUUCCUGAAAUAUUUAGACUGUGCUUGGGAAGUAGAAAUUUUGGUAGAUGGCAUGUUACUUUUGGAAUAUUUAAAUUUGAAUUCAUUCCAGGCUGAAGAGAAUGAACUUCAGCCUUCAGGAAUUAUUUUCAAGAGGCAAUCUCAGACACGAAUGUCAUCAUUUACGACAAGAUUCUUUCCUAGGGCACCACUUCAAAAUGGUAGGCAUUAUUCUGGUAUCGCCACUGCUGUUUCUGAUCCAUCAGACUUCUGUGUUCAGUUGGAAGAUUUCUUUGAUACAAUGAAACACAUCUUCAUGUUGCUUUCAGAUCUAUCAGAAACCUUACAAACAUUGCCUGAAGAGCUCAUAAUUCCUGGUUCUAGCUGUCUGUUCAAAUAUGAAUUGGAAGAUCAGUGGAAUAGAGUAGAAAUUUCUGAAGUCUCUGAGAUGUAUUUACUUCUUGUGCUGAUUGACUAUGGAUUUUCUGUUUAUAUACCUUAUUCAGAUAAAAUAAAUCUUAAAGUUGUUCCGGAGGAACUUUUGAAUUUGCCCAGGUUAAGUUAUCCAUGUGUCUUACAUGGCAUUUUACCUGCUACAGGGAAACAUUGGAAUGAAGAAGUUAAAAGUUUUUUUCAAGAUUUUCUAAGCCAACAAGGCCUAGUUUUUCAGUUUAGGGAGGGUGGCUCUGAAACAAAACUGACAGUAGAUGUCAUUCAUGAGCAAAAGAGUUUGUCAGAUGUGUUAGUUGCAUCUAGUCUUGCACUCUAUUCUGAGGAUUCAGCUCAAGUUAAUGCAGUUACUAUUACUGGACCCACUAAAACCCAACGCAAAUUUCGGAGUAAGCCAGUUUGCCCAUUGUUAGAUAAAAAUUGCUACAAAAAAGAAGAUGCACAUUGUAGCACUAAGAAGCAAAUGCUACAAAAGGUACAUAUAAGGAGGAAAAAUGUCUACAGGAACCUCAUCAGGAAAAGCCACAUCAAUAAAAAGCUGCAUUCUAGAAAUGUAAUGCCAGGAAGUGAAGUUGGUAGUGGAAAACAUAAUCUCCAAAUUGCCAUAGUGUUUGAUACAUGUGCAUUAGCUUCAUUUGGGAAACCAGCAGAUCCUUUGAAGAAUAACACCCAUUACAUUGAAAACGUUUUUGAAAAGCCACCAACUAAAGGAAUACAGGAAAAUGACAACACAAUGAACUUGCAGACUGAAGUGAAAGCAUUGCAUGUUAAUGAAGAAAUUGUACCAGAAAACUUAAAAGGUCUUCAGAUCAAGAUGAAAGGUACUUUAGGAACCUCUUGGGGAGCCUAUUCUACAAGUGGACCUGAUUUGGGUGAAGAGAUCCAAGACUGUCCUGAUGCAAUGAAAUGA